AUGACAAAAAUCCAAACUGACUGGUGUGGAUUCUUAGACACCCCCUCCCCCAAUGUCUUGUGCCCGUCCGGCAACACCAAUAUUUUCUUUCGUAGGUAUCGGAGGUUACCAAGCCUUUUGCUUCAGGGCUCCCAACUCCAUACAGCGUCGCGAUGCCUGAAGAGCAAAACAGGGGCAGAGCAGCGUUGGCUGGAGCGACACUUCAAGGACCCGUUUGUCAAGGAAGCCAGGCAGCAGCACUAUCGUUGCCGGAGCGCCUUCAAGCUUCUGGAAGUGGAUGACAAACACGGCAUCCUUCGCCCGGGGCUUUGUGUGUUAGACUGCGGCACGGCCCCCGGAGCUUGGGCUCAGGUGGCAGUCCAGAGGGUCAAUGCGGCUGGUUCGGAUCAAGGCGCCCCCAUUGGCUUUUUUCUUGGAGUUGACCUCCUUCACAUUUUCCCUCUGAAAGGCGCCGUCUUCCUGCCUCAUUCCGACAUAACCGACCCGAGCACUCAAAAGAAGAUCCAGGAGGUCCUUCCCAAAGGCAAGGCGGACGUCAUCCUGAGCGACAUGGCGCCCAACGCCACCGGGAUCCGGGACAUCGAUCACCAGCGCCAGAUUGGCUUGUGCUUGUCCCUCGCGGAUCUGGCCCAGCGCAUUUUGGCGUCCGGCGGGACCCUACUCUGCAAGCCAGUCGGAAGGAAUCAGCUGAGAUGUAUUACCUGGCGAAAUCGUUCAGACCACAGCGAAGACAUGGAGGAGAAUACGCUGGUCUUAUCUGUGAUGAAGCAUUUAGACCGGGUGUUGGCUCCGGCCGCUGACCCGGCCCAGAGCUCUGUGCACGUGCGGUACCAACAGAUGAUGCGGGCCGAAGAGGAGGCCGAGCAGAUCCAUUCCGGGACACGGCUCUUGCAAGCGGAACGGGAGAAGAUGCAGAUGGAGCUGAGUCACAAGAAGGCCCGCAUCGAGCUGGAGAAACAGGCCAACUCGCAUGCGAGGAAUUACGAGCGGGAGUUCGACCGUAGCCAAGAACUCCUAAAGCAGAUCAAGCAGUGUCGGGAAAGGGAAACGGAGGCCGAAAAUAAGCUGAAAGAACAAAUCGAGGCCAGUAAGACCUGUCAGAAGAACGCCGAGGCUGUGAACAAGAAACUACAAGAGAAGGAGAACCAGCUUGCCGAAGCGAAUGAGAAGUCGGCCGCGCUGAAAGCGAGGAUGUCCGAGCUGCAGUGGGACGUCAUGAACCAGGAGAGGCAGAUCAAGAGCCAGGAGUCGGAGAAGCAAGAGCUGACGGAGCAGCUGGAGGCACAGCGCAAGCAGUGGCAAGAGGCCUGCCAGCAAAUUCAGGCCCUGCAAGCCAAGCAAACCCAGAUGGCCGACAAGGAGCAGAAGAUUCAGGAAUUGGAGCAGAAGCUGGCUUUGCAGGAACAAGACGCCGCGAUCGUCAGGAACAUGAAGGCCGACUUGGCCCGGUUCCCCAAAAUGGAACGGGAGCUGCGGCAGCUCAGAGAGGAGAACGCUUAUCUCAGGGAAAUGAAAGAGAACAACGGGCUGCUCAGAGAGGAAGUGGAGGGGCUCCAGAGGAAACUCGAACGCUACGAGAAGGUCCAGGCGGAUAUGGUGGCGCUAGAACUGGAGAAGGAGAAACUUCAGGGGAAGCUGGACACCUGGGAAAAACAUGGCGAGAACACCGGCUUAAGUAUCAAGAGCCCCGAUGAUCUCUCGAGGCACGUCGUCGCCGUACAGCACCGGGAACUUCUUCUGAAAGAGCAGAACUCUGCCCUUGCCAGCAGUGUCCGGCAACUCGAAAACGUACGGAAGCAGCUCCAGGACGAUCUCCUGAAGGCGCAGAGCCAACUGCUGGAGGAGAAGAAGAAACGGGAGCAGGCCGAGACAAUGGCCCGAUGCCUGCAGAAACGCGUCCUGCUGCUCAUCAAGGCCCGCGACGGCAUGAGAGGCAUUCUGGAAUCCUACGACAGCGAGCUGCACCUCGCCGAGCACGUGCCUCAGCUGAGCGCCCGCGUGCGGGAGGCCGAGGACAUGGUGCAGAAAGUGGAAGCCCACACUGCGGAGAUGGAGGUUCAGCUGUCUCAGGCAUUGGAAGAAGCCGGGAAUCAGAAGAAAAGAGCAGACACAUUGGAGAUGGAGUUACGAAUGCUGAAGAGUCAGGAAUCCACCAGGGACCAGAGCAUCUUUAUCGCUCAGGAGGGGGUGAACAGACUCAGGUUAAAAAUUGAGGAGCUGGAAGCUGAACGGAGCCGGCUAGAAGAGGAGAAGAAAUCCCUGGAGAGGAAAGUGGAGGAGAUGGCCCUUCAGGGCGGUGAUCAUGACCCCAGCAAAACCAAAGUCCUCCACCUCAGUGUGAAUCCGGCCAGCCAGGCCAAGCGGCAGCGUCUGGAGGAGCAGGCCCACCUUCGCGAAGAGUGCGAGCGCUUGAGAGAGAUGGUCCGAGUGCUCGGAAGCGGAGGGUCCCUCCCGGAAACCUCCAAGGGGGCUGCGGGUCUCCAGCCCCCCCAGGAUAUCGCAGAGCUGAAGAAACAGCUGGAGAGCGCGGAGCUGAAAAACCAGCGCCUGAAGGAGGUUUUCCGGACCAAGAUCACGGAGUUCCGCAAAGUGUGCUACAAGCUGACCGGGUACCAGAUCGACAUGACGUGCGAGAAUCAGUACCGGCUCACCUCGGUCUACGCCGAGCACAAGGAAGACUGCUUGAUCUUCAAGGCCUCCAGCUCCUCCGGCUCCAAGAUGCAGCUCCUGGAAACAGAGUUUUCCCAGACCCUCCGCGAGCUGAUCGACCUCCAUCUCCACCACCAGGACAGCAUCCCCGUUUUCCUGAGCGCUGUCACCCUCGACCUCUUCAGCCGCCAGACCAUGGCUUAG
This is a messenger RNA of Euleptes europaea (tarantolino), 2853 nucleotides long. It is a transcript of the gene MAD1L1, whose product is annotated as mitotic arrest deficient 1 like 1. Gene Ontology annotation, molecular function: methyltransferase activity. The record is from RefSeq and is a predicted model, not a curated record. The transcript has 20 exons. The coding region runs from base 1 to 2853 and encodes 950 amino acids. Gene Ontology annotation, cellular component: kinetochore; nuclear envelope; mitotic spindle. NCBI's taxonomy places the organism in Eukaryota, Metazoa, Chordata, Lepidosauria, Squamata, Sphaerodactylidae. Gene Ontology annotation, biological process: mitotic spindle assembly checkpoint signaling; attachment of mitotic spindle microtubules to kinetochore; RNA methylation.